CUCAGCUGUUCCACCCACAGAGAGGUGGCCAUCCUGCCUGACCUUGGCCUGUAAGCUGUCUAGGACAGCGGCCUGGUCACAGGGGCCCGUCGAGGGGAGGUUGGGAAGUGGAAGAACACUCUGGCCUCCUCCAUCAUGUCAGCCAAGAGGGCGGAACUGAAGAAGACAAGUCUGUGCUCCCGAAAAACGACUUACCCAGCUUCCUUCAGUUAUCUCCAAGUGCUCUUACCAGCUCCCCCAUCCCUGCCCCCAGCAAGAAGAGGGCAGCCUGCUGAACAGGGAGGUUUUACUCAUGAGAGGACUAGAACAGGACAAAAUAGCAAGAACUACAAGGCAGUUUGCCUGGAAUUGAAGCCGGAGCCGAUCAAAACAUAUGACUACAAAGGAGCUAAACAAGAAGGGCCAUUUACCAAACCAGGAGGAACAAAGGAGCUAAAGGAUGAACUCAGGGAAGUGAGGGAAGAGCUGAAGGAAAAAAUGGAGGAGAUAAAACAGAUAAAGGAUGUAAUGGACAAGGAUUUUGAUAAACUCCAGGAAUUUGUGGAGAUUAUGAAGGAAAUGCAAAAGGAUAUGGAUGAGAAGAUGGAUGUUUUAAUAAAUAUACAGAAGAACAGCAAGUUUCCCUUUAGGAGAGGACUGAAGAUGCAGCAAGAACUCAGGCUGAUAGGAAAGACAGACACAGACUCACAGCUCCGGCUCAGGAAAAUGGAUGGAGCUGGUAGAGCACCACUCUCUCUUCAGAAAAAGAUGGCACUGCAACAACCAAAAGACCCAGUGGACUCCCUUCACCAGUGCGACUCCUGCUUUGAAGAGAAAGAUGGCCCAGGAAGAAGUCUUAAGAACAGAGACAAAAUCAGGACGAAGCAGACUCAGAGAGAGAAGGGUCAGAGGAAAGGAAUAGGGGAAGGGCAGUGUGGAGGAGAGGAAAGUGAGCGUGGGAAGAGAAGAAGAAGAGAGACAAGUAGGAGCAGGAGGACCCUGGGGAAGAGGAAGAGAUCCUGACUUGGGAAUCUCUCCAGAGCCUUGGACUGCCCAGGGCUCCUGCAGCAUGCCCCAACCUGCCCUGCCCAUCAUGGUCACCGUGAUCCAGGGUUUUAUACCCUCCACUCCCCAUCCACACUCCCAGGCCUGCAG
Molecule: messenger RNA, 1134 nt
Organism: Odocoileus virginianus texanus
Lineage: Eukaryota; Metazoa; Chordata; Mammalia; Artiodactyla; Cervidae
Source: RefSeq, a predicted model, not a curated record